This is a messenger RNA of Rhizophagus irregularis DAOM 181602=DAOM 197198, 1552 nucleotides long. The record is from RefSeq and is a predicted model, not a curated record. Lineage: Eukaryota; Fungi; Glomeromycota; Glomeromycetes; Glomerales; Glomeraceae.
UAAGGAUGGUGCCGUAAUUGGGCAAUUGCGGAUUAAUUGCGGAUUCGCAAUAUUGCGGAUUUGCAGAUUUCAGAAGUCCAAAUAUCCGCAAAUCCGCAAACCGCAAUUAUCCGCAAAUCCGUAAAAAAUCCGCAAAUUAGCCAAUUAAAUACUGUAUCAUGAUCAUUACUCAAUCUAUAUAUUUAUAUCGAAUCAUCAAAUUUAGUAUUAUUACUCACUCUAUUAUAAUAUAAUCAAUUUAUAAUGCAUCAAAACAUCAAAACAAUUGUAUCUAAAUUCUUCUUUUUCUAUUUACUUUUUUCAACAAUUUAUUAUUAAAAUGUCAAAAACACCUUCUUCGGCUCUUAAUUUAAAGAUUCGUGGAAAAAAAGUUGAGCUAUUGCCUGAAGACGAAGAAUUAAUUUCGUUAGCACUGUCAAUUAUUUGGACUAAGUCUAAUAAAAAAAUUGAAUCAUGUAAUUUUGACCAAGAUAAAGGUAAUUUGGCUGAACUUGAACGCUACAAAUCGCUAUAUGAAUUAUAUAAAGGUAGAUACGAAGUAAUUCGUUUACAGCCAGAAAAUACACGUUCAACUACAUCUGGUACAACUGGUAGCGUGAAUGAAUCAUUAAGAGAAUUGUUACAAUAUUCAACACCUGAACACACGUGCCUAGAAUCCUCUCCCAGCUCAUCAUUAUAUCUUAAACCCAACGAUUCAGAACUUGCCCGUACUGCUAAUGAUGAUGAGGAUAACAAUUUUCAACCUACUGAAGCUGCAAAUUUAAGUUCUACUAGGGAUGAAUCUGGCAACAGUGAAAUUAAUGAAUUUAACCCACCUUCACAAUACAAAGUAGUUCCAGCAUCAAGAUUGAGAGCACGAGCAUCAACCACAGAAGUUGAAACAUCUAUGAAACCACCAACAAGAUCAAUAACAUCUAAAGUAAAAUUAGCAACACAAGUGCCAACUAGAGAAGUGAUAGUAUCUAUAGAACCACGGGUACCAACUUCAGAAAUGAAGUCAUCGGCGGAGGUACCUCCAGAAAUGACAUUGGCGAAAUCAGUUGAAUCAAGUGUGGCAGAAUCACAAGUACCUUCAGAAAUGGCAGUGGAGGAAUCAGCAGAAUCAGCAGAAUCACAAGCACUAGCUUCAGAAAUGGAGGAAUCAGAAGAAUUAGAAGCAUCAACAUCUGUGUCGUUAUCAAAAUCCAUUGUACGAAAACGUAAUUUCUCAGAUGAUGAUGACGACGACGAUGAUAAAGCCAAAUUAUUAAAUUCUACCCAAUUGUUAUUAUUCAAAAAGGGAAAGAAACUUCACGAUAUUUUGUUAGCAGAUUCAUCGUUUAAUGGCGAACUCAUUGCUUCUGAAGAAUUAAAAGUAUCAGAUAUAUCCAAUGACUUAAAUGAAAUGCUGAAAGAUGACCCAGUCAAAAUCGUUGAUGAGAAAUCCGCUAAAGAUCGAAUCGAUCAAUGGCGAAGGCAAGAAUUACAAUGUGAAAAUUUUGUUAUAGCCGCUGAGUCUUUUAAUUUAUUACAUUUGGUGUCCUUGGUCCAAAUUUAUGAUGAUCUAUUUUAA